GGCGGGACUUCCCGUCCUGCGCUUCUGUGACCACAGAACGACUUCCGGGACGGAGCCAGCGAGGGUUCUUCACGCUGUGUCUGAGGCGUGGAUCACCACCAAGAAAACUACACACGUGUUUGGAGUUUAGAGACCUGAUGAGAGAUGGCGUGAUGAUGCCGUAAAAGUAAAACUUAUUUUACUUUUCUGACCUAUAUCCCUUAAUGGAAAGGGCUUACAAGUCAAUAAAGAGGACCGCACCCAAAUCAGAACCCGUUGCUGGGUCUCUCCUACAAAAUGAGUACCUGUUUCACAUUUUUAAGACACUUUGUCAAGCGAUCUGUUGUGCCAUUUGUCCUUCGUAAGAAAGGUACAGGUUUAUAUUUUACCAUUCUACACAAACACUUUUCUUCUAGAACACCUAUUUUGUUUUAUCCUAAUAAGGAGAAUGUCCCACCUAUUGAGAAGAUAGAUUUGGAUGAGUGGAAAAAUACAAUGAAAUCUAGUUUACAAGAGGAAAGAAGUAGUUUUACAACCUCAGAUGAUAUUUUAACAGCCACUAGAGAAUGGAUUGAGAUGUGUAGACUACUUAACAGAGAAGUGCCAGAACAUAUUAGUGAUCAGGAUCUCAAAAUGAUUGCAGAAUGUCCCAGCAAAAAGUCCAAAAAGAAAAAGCUCAAAUAUUUAUAUAUCAAGGAAAUGCAUAAAAAAGCUAAGAAAGAAAAACAGGAAAAGAAAAGAGCAGAAAUGGAUGAAAUUGAAAAGCAAAAACAACUUGGAAAUGCUGAAGAAUCCAAGAAUACAGAGCUAACGAACACUUUUCUGUUGCCACUUAAGAAUAGAGCUUGGAAAACUGAAUGGGAUUGGAGAAACGCCCAGGCAAUGAUAUUUGGCCAGCCUUUAGUUUUUGACAUGGCUUAUGAAAAUUUCAUGCCUGAAAGAGAUUUGAAGAACACUGUGUGCCAACUCUUAGAAAGUGAAGGAGCCAAUCGAAAAAAUAUAGACCCAUUCCAUAUAUAUUUUUGCAAUCUCAAAGUCGAUGGUGUUUAUCACAAAGAACUGAUUUAUCGUUAUAAAGAGAAAUGGGACCAAUUGCUUUUGACAACAACAGAAAAGUCACAUGUAGAUAUAUUCCCAAGAGAAAGGCUUAUCUAUCUGACUGCUGAUUCUCCCAAUGUUAUGACUACUUUUAGACAUGAUAAAAUUUAUAUAAUCGGAUCUUUUGUGGAUAAGUGUUCGCAACCCCGAAUAUCCUAUGCAAAUGCAAAACGACUGAACAUAGCAAGUGAACGCCUUCCAUUGGACCAAUAUCUUCAAUGGGAGAUUGGAAAUAAAAAUCUCACCUUAGAUCAAAUGAUGUGGAUAUUAUUAACUCUUAAGAAUACUGGUGAUUGGGAAAAAGCACUGAAGUUUGUUCCAAAGAGAAAGCAUAGUGGUUUUCAUAAUAUUUCCAUUAAUUCCAAGAAUUUUGUCAAGGAUUUACAGAAAAAUAGGUUGGGGAUUAAGAAAUCCUUUCGAAAAUUGUCUUCAAAUGCAAAGGGCUGGGGAACAUGGUGGAAGGAUGAGUAAUACAAUCUUACAAUCAGUAGUGGAGUGUUUAAAUGAUUAUCAUUAACUUGAACUGUUGUAUUUUUCAUUAGAUUUCUGAUGGGACUUGUGUUCAUCUCUUUAAGUUAUUGCUUCCUUAUUAUAGGCAUGUUAGUUAUUCUGAUAAUUCACUAUAUAGUGCUCCAGUCUCUUGGAAUAGUGCUUUAGUGAGCCCAAGGAAAACUGAAUUAUUAUCAAUUGUGCAGAACAAUAAAUUGUGACAUUUCAUUUUUAA
Molecule: messenger RNA, 1801 nt
Organism: Vombatus ursinus (common wombat)
Lineage: Eukaryota; Metazoa; Chordata; Mammalia; Diprotodontia; Vombatidae
Gene: TRMT10C
Product: tRNA methyltransferase 10C, mitochondrial RNase P subunit
Exons: 3
Coding region: 277-1548 (423 amino acids)
Biological process (GO): mitochondrial tRNA 5'-end processing; positive regulation of mitochondrial translation
Cellular component (GO): mitochondrion; nucleoplasm; nucleus
Molecular function (GO): tRNA binding
Source: RefSeq, a predicted model, not a curated record